CAGAAUCCUUCAGUAGCCAAUAGUUCAGUAGGGAGGCAGCUGUAUGAGGCUCCCCCUUCCUAAGUCCUGACAGAGCCAGCCUUUUGUGGGCCCAGAGCAGGGCAAAGGUCCAGAGAAACUGCUCUCAAAAAACACCUUUAGGGUGUGUAUUGUAUUUGUUCUGGCUGGGUCAUGGCUGCUGGAACCUUGAAAGUGUGCGUUGUGGGCUCUGGGAACUGGGGCUCAGCCAUUGCAAAAAUAAUUGGGACUAAUGUCAAGAACCAGCAGAAGUUCGCCUCUACAGUCAAGAUGUGGGUUCGUGAAGAAACAGUGAACGGGAGGAAGCUGACUGAAAUCAUAAAUCACGACCACGAAAACGUCAAAUAUCUUCCAGGACACAAACUGCCGGAAAACGUGGUUGCCAUCCCAAAUCUCAAUGAAGCAGUACAGGAUGCAGAUCUGAUGGUGCUCACCACCCCACACCAGCUUAUUCACAACAUCUGUGAUGAGAUUUCUGGCAGGGUGCCCAAGAAAGCUUUGGGCAUCACACACAUCAAGGGCUUAAAUGAGGGCCCAGGAGGGCUGAUACUCAUCUUCAACAUCAUUCACGAGAAGACGGGAAUGGAUGUCAGCGUGCUGGUGAGGGCUAAUACAACCAACGAGUUGGCUGCCGGGAAGUUCUGCGAGACCACUAUCGGCAGCAGCCAAAAUGGCCUUCUCUUCAAAGAGCUGCUACAGACUCCCAACUUCCGCAUCACUGUGGUCGAAGAUGCCGAUGCUGUGGAACUCUGUGGAGCACUGAAAAAUAUCGUUGCUAUGGGAACCACCUUCUGCGAUGACCUCCGCUGUGGGAACAACAGAAAGGCUGCCAUCAUCUACCUUGGCCUUGUAGACAUGAUUGCUUUCACUAGGAUCUUCUGCAAGGGCCAAGUGUCCAUGGCCACCUUCCUGGAGAGCUGCGACUUGACUGACCUCAUCACUACCUGCUAUCAAGGGAGUGACUCCAAGGUGACCAAGGCCUUCUCCGGGACUGGGAAGACUACUGGAAAACUAGAGAAGGAGGUGCUGAAUGGGAGGAAGCUUCAAGGACUGGACACCUCUACCUUAGUGUACCACUUCCUCAAGCAGAAGGGACUUCUAGACAAGUUUCCGCUGUUCACAACAGUGUAUCAGAUCUGCUGUGAAGGCAGACCUAUCACAGAGAUGCUACCCUGCCUUACAGAAACACCCUGCGCACAUAUAAAGGGCAUCUGGCAGAUGGCUGGGACAGCCCUGCCUCACCUAUGGGGAAACGCUUGGAAACUAGGACUUGACAAGAAGAACCCUAUUUGACUAUAAUCUUAAAUACCGAAUGUAUUUGAAUCGCUCAACUUUGUUUGAGUUGUGAGAGGCAGUUCAUUGGCUAAGCGGUAUUGGUAACAGCUAAGCAUUACAAACAUGUGAGUGUGUUGUGUGUUUUUAAUUUCUCAUUGUAUGUGUUUCUGUGACCCACAGCUAGGUGUUCUUUUAACGAUCACAUAUGAAAUUUUCCCACUAAAGUAGCCUGUAAGAUUGGAUCUAUCUCAAAGAAACUUUAUAGAUGGGAUUCAAAUCUA
Molecule: messenger RNA, 1574 nt
Organism: Myodes glareolus (Bank vole)
Lineage: Eukaryota; Metazoa; Chordata; Mammalia; Rodentia; Cricetidae
Source: RefSeq, a predicted model, not a curated record